Messenger RNA from Syngnathus typhle (broad-nosed pipefish), 4531 nucleotides. RefSeq names its product sodium/hydrogen exchanger 6-like. The record is from RefSeq and is a predicted model, not a curated record. Bases 97 to 2427 code for a protein of 776 amino acids. The transcript is spliced from 16 exons. Gene Ontology annotation, molecular function: sodium:proton antiporter activity. Lineage: Eukaryota; Metazoa; Chordata; Actinopteri; Syngnathiformes; Syngnathidae. Gene Ontology annotation, biological process: proton transmembrane transport; sodium ion transport; regulation of pH. Gene Ontology annotation, cellular component: membrane; recycling endosome.
UUUUAUUUUGACACCAGCCCGGAAUUUGACUCCGUUUGUUGUGGUCUGUCACGGGGAUAUUGCGCUUCGCCAGCUACUACAAACAUUAACGCUACUAUGGCGUCUACGCAAAUAAUACCCCUUGUUCACGUUAAAUCCCCGACGGCGUUGUGGUCGCUGCCGUUCGCGUUGCUAUCCUUCGUCCUCGUCGGAAGAGGCGAGGGCAACGCAAUGGACAACGUCGUAACAGAGAGGCUGGCUGAAGAAAGCCACCGCCAAGACAGUGCCAACCUGCUCAUAUUCAUCAUGCUGCUAACGCUCACUAUUCUCACUAUAUGGCUCUUCAAGCACAGGCGCUUUCGGUUCCUCCACGAAACGGGACUCGCCAUGAUCUAUGGCCUUCUGGUGGGUGUGAUACUCCGGUUCGGCGUCCACGUGCCCCCGAGUAUGAGCGACGUGGUGCAGGGUUGCGCGGUGAACGCCAGUCCUGCCACCCUGCUGGUGAACGUCAGCGGGCGAUUUUACGAGUACACCCUAAAGGGCGAAGUCAGCCGAAGCAAAGGCCACCAAGUGCAGGACGACGAGAUGUUGAGAAAGGUUACUUUUGACCCAGAAGUCUUUUUCAACAUUUUACUACCCCCGAUCAUCUUCCAUGCAGGCUACAGUCUAAAACGGAGACAUUUUUUCCGUAACAUUGGCUCCAUCCUGGCCUACGCUUUCCUGGGAACUGUUAUAUCUUGCUUUAUUAUUGGGCUCAUCAUGUACGGAGUUGUGUCCUUCAUGAAAGUGGUGGGCCAGCUCGGGGGAGAUUUUUACUUCACCGACUGUCUCUUCUUUGGGGCCAUCGUGUCGGCGACAGACCCAGUGACGGUGCUGGCCAUUUUCAACGAUCUGAAGGUAGACGUGGACCUGUAUGCUUUACUUUUUGGGGAAAGCGUGCUCAAUGACGCCGUGGCCAUCGUCCUCUCGUCUGUUCUUCUCCGUUUGGAGAAGCAAAGUAGGCGGGGGGCUCGAAUUGUGCGUCCCGAGGGCGAGGAGGAAUGGCUGGAGAAGAACCAGACAGUUACUCCUCGCUCCAUUGUGGCUUACCAGCCGACGGGGGACAACAGCCACAGCUUUGAAGCCACGGCCAUGCUCAAAUCCUUCGGCAUCUUCCUUGGUGUCUUCAGCGGAUCGUUUGCUCUCGGCGUGGCCACCGGUGUGGUGACAGCGCUCAUAUCCUUCGCGUUAUCUGAUUAUUGCAUCCUCGGUGUCCUGUUUGUUUGGUUAUUGUACUUUGGGUUUAUUUUUAGUAAGCGUUGCACAUUGUCAUCGGAUUACUGGUUUCUCUUAACUUUUCAUCACGUGACCAAGUUUACCAAGCUGAGGGACUUCCCCUUGUUGGAGACGGCGCUGUUUUUCCUCAUGUCCUGGAGCACUUUCCUGUUGGCCGAGGCUUGCGGCUUUACCGGCGUGGUCGCCGUGCUGUUCUGCGGGAUGACUCAGGCUCACUACACCUAUAACAAUCUCUCUCGUGACUCACAGGAUCGAACCAAACAGUUGUUUGAGCUGCUCAACUUUCUGGCGGAGAACUUCAUCUUCUCCUACAUGGGCCUGACGCUCUUCUCCUUUCAAUCGCACGUCUUCAACCCUCUGUUCAUCAUCGGGGCCUUUGUAGCAGUGUUCUUGGGCAGGGCGGCAAACAUUUACCCAUUGUCCUUCCUGCUCAACCUUGGCCGCAAGAACAAGAUUGGUUCCAAUUUCCAGCACGUCAUGAUGUUUGCAGGACUGCGCGGGGCGAUGACAUUUGCUCUGUCCAUCCGCGACACGGCCACCUAUGCCCGCCAGAUGAUGUUCUCUACCACCUUGCUGAUUGUCUUCUUCACCGUGUGGCUCUGCGGAGGCGGCACCAUGCCUAUGUUGUCCUUCAUGAGUAUUCCUGUGGGUGUGGACUCUGAUCAAGACCACUCAAGUUCAGGAAUGCUGGAUGACUCACAGAGGAGGAACACAAAGCAUGAGAGCGCCUGGCCAUUCAGGAUCUGGUACAACUUUGAUCGCAACUACCUGAAACCCCUCUUGACCCACAGUGGCCCCCCUCUCACUGCCACCCUGCCCGCCUGUUGCGGACCCCUAGCACGGUGCCUCACCAGCCCGCAAGCAUACGAGAACGAGGGGCCGCUGCACGACGACGACUCCGACUUCAUCCUGAACGACGCCGGCGUCAGCUCCAUGUACGCCGACGUCACAGUCAGCAUGGACGGCUCGAGCUCCAGCGGCAUUAAGCGCCACCGUCCGUCCGCCGCCGACGAGGGCCCGGAUCAUGAAUUGGCGCUGGCUGAGCAUGAGGUGGCCAUCCGGGGCACCCGACUCGUCCUACCGAUGAAUGACCCGGCCGAUCCGCCGACUACCGUAACCCUGCCCCCGCCGCCCUCCCCGCCCCGCUCAGACCCCCGUAGGCACAGACUGUAAAACAAGGUUAGCCCUGCCGGGAUGCAUUUGUUUGUCGUUAUCAUAGAAAAUCCCACCCAGGUUAUUUUUUGCCUCCCAUUACUCAGGCAGUGGCAAUAUUCACGUGACCGUACUGUAUUUUCUGCAGGCUAUUUAUUUGGAAAUUCCCAACUACAGUCUAUGACUGUUUCAUUGUAGUCAUGUAUCUUUUCUUAUUUGCUGCCCAUACCUAUUCAGCACCUUUUCCAACACACCAAUGAGAUGCACCAAUGCAAUCCAAGUUGUUUUGUCAAGUAUUGAGGCUUGGUUAAGCACUGGAGACAUUUCUUGCUGUGGAUUCACAGCAAGAAAUUUCUCCUUUUGGCGAGGCUCGCUUACAAAGUGGCUAUUUUUACAAGACGACAUACAUUUGAUGGUUUUCAAUUGGACUGAUUCUGCACUCCCCCCCCCCCCCCCCAUUACAGCCCUGCUUAUUGGCAAUAACUAUUCUCACAGUCACUCUCUACCUGGCUGGGAACUGAAUGGUCUUCUAUGCUGCUGAAUUAUUUUCACAGACCAAACAUCUGUUCUCCUGCCAUUAAGGAAGCAUGACUAAUCCACUUAGUAAUGAAAAAAAAAAAGAAAAACACAGCCCGCACAAACUUUUACGGUCACGUAAUUACAGCCGCUAAACUCUUAAUGACUGGAAUAAUUAUCUGCUUUCACUGUUUCUCGUCGCUUAAAAUCUUCCCGUGGACAGGUACGUGAGGGGCUUUGCGAGGAGUACUCGGUGACUGUAGGCGUGAACGUGAACAUACCACGCGCAAGGUCAGGUACUAUCGAGAGAUACGCGCUGGAUGACAAGUCGGCGGUACAUUAAGAGUAAGGCUAAACUACUGACAACUUAUACACUUCUGUCAAGACAUUUUAGCACCACCCGUGUGCUUGACUCAUGGAUUUAUUUAUUUAUUUGUUUGUUUGUUGUCUCAUGAUAUGACAUUUCUUUAUUACGAUUUGUUUUUAAAAGUAGGACAGCUCAGUGGCGAGACGCACCCCCGACCGAUUCAUCCUAUGUGAGCUGUGCUGUCCAAACGUAGGUGAGGGCGAUUGUCGAGUUUCCAUUCGGAAACUUUAACCGUGUGUGUGUGUACAUUUUUUUUGUGUGAUGUAGCAAGACGAGCGCUUCUCAUGUGAACGUCAUUUACAAGCUUGUGACUGGAAAAAACAACUAGAUGAAAAAAAAAAUAAAGCACUAAUGUGACUGAUGCACCGCCACGCACACAGACAAAACCGCACACACGCCAUGUCUUUGGUAUGAGGGCAUGCUAAACUAUUGUGAAUUCAAGUGCCUAAAAUGUAAAUUGAACUCCUCAGUGUAGAUUUGUACAUUCAAUUUGUCCAGUCAUGUGAUCAUUUUGAUGGGCGCUUGAUGCGCCGAUUGAUGUUGACUAAGAACAAUGCAGUUGGUUUAAUUCAUUUUUUGGUGUAACUGAGAUAAAUAAUCGAUCAUCAGAACUACUAGCAACAGUGGAAGGUUUACUGAAUUGUAGCGUAUACGGUACCUGCAUAAUGGUGGAAUCUCCAAAGUUAAACGAAGUAGUAAAAUUACCAAAAUGUUGCGUUGAACUUGGGAGGUUCCACUGCAGCAAUGCGAAAGGAUCCUACCUAUUCAUUCGUUUGCUUUUUGCACAUAGGCAUCUCUGUAGGUUGGUAGACUGAAACCGGUACUGUCAUCUUUGUGCUGGUCAACACCGUAAGAGUGUCUUUAAUAUACCCAGAUAACUAUUUAAUCCCUCAAACUGUUUUUGUCCUUAUUUUGUUUGAAGCAGUAUUCAGGUUUUCUACACAAUCAUCCACACAAUUUGGAUCGUGUGUAACUUUGUGUUGAUGAUUUAAUGUAUAUGGUACUUUUGUUGCAGCGAUCACACACAAAUUAAAUACCAGUAUAUUUUGAAGAGAUAUGAAGAGCUUUUGUAGAGAUUAAACACUGACGUUUGUGAACAUGGAAGAAAUGUUGAUAUGUGUUGAUAAGAAAUGUGAUUUAAAAUGAUGAAAAUAUUUGACUGACUUCUUCCUUCUAUAUUUUUGGUCUCUUGUCUGGCAAGUUGCAAAUGUACCAGAAAUAAAUGUCAAGGACUGCACUUUG